Messenger RNA from Drosophila rhopaloa, 9855 nucleotides. RefSeq lists its product as uncharacterized. The coding region runs from base 666 to 6449 and encodes 1927 amino acids. Lineage: Eukaryota; Metazoa; Arthropoda; Insecta; Diptera; Drosophilidae. Gene Ontology annotation, molecular function: protein binding. The transcript has 18 exons. The record is from RefSeq and is a predicted model, not a curated record.
AGCGUUUGGUGCUCGCAGCGGAAAAAGCGGACGUGGCAAACCAAACAAUCAACAGCAAAAACAACAAAUAUAUGGGAAAGGAAAGCUGGGUGAAACUUUGAAAACGGGCGCGAACAAGUGAGCAGCGGCAGCAGAAUCAGCAGCCGAAGUGAAGUGUAAAUAAGUGAAAUACCCAGCACACAGAUACACACGCACACAGCUAGCGGAGUUUGGGCCUUGGUAUUAGAACGGCAACGGGAGCAAGCCAAACGCAAAACCCAAAGUGCAAAUGAAAAAGUGAGAAUAAAUUGUGAAUCAAUCAGUUGAGGCAAACAAUGAUGGAAUAAGGGAUACUGGACCACGCAGGACAAUAGCCAGAAGCUCAAUCGAGAAGGAUAAACUUUUGGCCCGCUAUGCCCAGGAAUCGUGUGGGUCCGCCGACUGAGUGCGUGGAGUGCGAGGAGACCGCUGGCAGAUAGAAACUCAGAAUCAGAUACAGAUACCAAAUUUAUUUGCCGCCCAAGUUGAACAUGUGCCAAAGCUGCGGGCUGCUUGAAGCUGAUUCUGGAAAAACCGCAACGAUGCUGCUUGAUUUCGGCCAACUUAAAUAAACAGGCGAGGCGCAAGCACACCACAAACUCAAUCACAGGCACAGUCGAGGAAAAACAAACCAAUAAUCCAGGUAAAUGGCGGCGCCCGUCGACGAGAGCGUGCUGAACGCACUGAGGGGCGUGACCUCCGCCCACACCCGCCUGCCCAAGCCGCUCCUCAUCAAGAUCUACGUGGCCAGCCUGAAGCAGGAGUUCAACCAGGAGCGCCGCAUGCUCCUCGAGCUGGUCGGUCCCGAGCUGCAGACCCUCUACGAUGACCGCCAAAUCGAGCUGGAGUUCGUGGACAUGCACUUUGGCACUGGCGAUUUGGAGAUCAAUCAGUUGGAGCGGGAUCCCUAUAUGAUCCAUGACUAUCUGCACGAGAUCGACAUUUGCCACGCCCACACGAAGAGUGCCUUCUUUAUGGUGCUUGUGGGCGAUGGCAUCGGUCGUCAGCUCCUGCCCACGAAAAUGGAUGAGGACAUCUUCUCCGCAGUCCUGGCCGAUCCACAGAUCACAGCUGACCAAAAGGCAUUACUAACCAAGUGGUACGAAGAAGACGAAUCUCAAUCGAAGCGACAUCUAAAGCAGGAUUAUCGACUGCUGCCCGUGGAUGCCUGGCUUGUGGAAUCGCAGCAGAUGCAGAGAUUUUUUGAGGUAGCCUUGCAAUCUCUGGUCCAAGGAGCCAAUACAUCUGGCCGAUCAGGGGAUUUUGUUGAUCGGGUUCAGCAACUUCGACGCACGCAGAUCGAAAGGGAGGUCACACAAGCCAUGGCUCUUACUAGUGAAAAAAUCUUGGCAGUUUUUCGAGAACGUGCCGCACAGUGCAGCAAGCGGGAUGUCGAAGCAGGAGAACGACUGCGGAAAAUCAAGGACGAACUUACCAUGAACCUCUCCACCGAUAAUCACACAACUCUGGUGGUGCCCGGGAGUGCCGCCAGCGAGGCCAUCGAUCCGGACAACGAGGACCACGAGUCCUACCUGAGCAAGUUCAAGAACAAGGUCACCGACAAGCUGCGCCUGCUAAUCGAGGCACACAUAACCAAUGAUCCCGACGUAAUCAAGGGGAGGAAAAAGACUGUGCAGGAAAUCUUUCACGAGCACGCGACGCACCUGCGCAUCCUGCGGGAGCACACGGACAGUGCCGCUCUGGUGGAGUCGCGGGUGCCACAACAGCUCCGCCAGAAUCUGAUGGCCAACUUCCGGAAUGGCAGUCGGCAUGCUCCGUACUUCAUCUGUGGGGCAGAUGGGAGCGGCAAGAGCGCCAUCCUGAGCCACCUGUACGUCCAGGUGGGCAGCUGGUUUGGAUCCACUCGCGUUCACCGGGUCAUCCGCUUUGCCAAGGCCACGCCCCGCUCCGCCUACAAUCUGGAACUGCUGCGCGUCGUGUGCCAGCAGAUCUCCAUUAUCUUCAACAUCCCGGAGGGCUAUCUGCCCAAGGACGCCUCCUUCGAUCCGCUGUACAUCAACACCUGGUUCCAGAAUCUGCUUAGAAAAGUGGAGGACAUGGCCAACGAUGUGCUGUUCCUGUUCAUCGACGAUUUGCAUCUGCUGAAUCCGCUGGACUGCGAUAUUGUCACCGCACUCUCCUGGUUGCCCACAUCGCUGCCCUGGAACGUUCAGAUCAUCUGCAGCUCCACCACGCCCGUGGAGCAGCUCAAGUUCACCCCAAUGCAGCGGGAUCGCUUCAAGUCCGCCGAGUACCAGUUCGAUCUGAGUCUGGGCGACUAUGCCACCCAGCUGAAGAUCCCGCCGCAGUGCAUCCCCAAGGAUGUGAGCUUCGUCCUGUACGUGGAGCAGCAGUUCGACCAGCUAGAAAGGCAUUACGGCCGACAGGCGGUGAGCGGACUGGCCGCCUACAUCACCUGCUCCGAGUACGGACUGAGUGAGACUGAGCUGCUGGAGCUGCUCAUGCCCACCGACGAUCCGGAGUCGCUGAUUGAGACCAAGAACGGGCACUUCUCCUUUGCCACCUUCAAGAAGAUCCACCGCGAGAUGGACCUACUGCUGCUCCUGCACGACAAGAUAAUGUCCGGCAAGGUGCUGAUCCAGUGGCGGCACAACUACUGCUCCUCGGUUGCCAAGCGGCGGUACAUGGACGUGCAAAGGACACGCAGCCUGCACAGUGAGCUGGCCAACCUGUUCUUUCCGCAGGACGAGGAUGAGAGCACACUGGAGAACGAGUCAAAUCGCUGCGAGACCAAGUCGGUGAUCAGCCUGAAGGAGAGGGAGCGCGAGAAGGACUCGCUGUCGGCGGUGUCCACCGUUUCCGCCGGGCGGAAGUCAUCGUCCACCCAUCACAACGACGACACCUCCACCUUCUACAAUCCCAUCGCCGCGGAUGUCAGCUACAGCAUGCGGCACGUGGAGGAGAGCUGGCACCACCUGAUGCGAUCCGACGACACCACCCGGUUCAAGCAGAUCGCUGUCUGCAACUUCGACUUCCUGCUGGCGGCGGUGCAAACGGUGUCGAUCAGCUACCUGCGCUGCCUGAUCGAGCACGUGCGCUGCUACAUCCUGGACAGGGACAUCGAGCUGAUCUACUACACGAUCCGGAAGUCUAGCGAUGUCCUCACCCGCGACCCCAUGCAGCUGGGAUCCCAGCUGAUAUCCUGGCUGCGUCCGAUCAGCGAGCACGACGACGACGACAACUCGCUGCUGAGCAUGACGGUCCGCUCGGCGACCGCCUGGUGCGACGGCUAUGCGGUGCCGCUCCUCGUACCGCUCACCGGCUGGCUGCCCGCCCCGCUGCCCUCGCAGAUCCGCACGAUGACGGUGUCCGGAACGGGAUGCAUCCGUGCCGUCUGGCUGGCGCCCACCAAGCAGCAUCUCAUCCUGGCCACCAAUUCCGGCGACGUGCAGCAGUGGCACAUCAUGAGCAACUCCCUGGAGCACAUCUUCAAGGGACACACUGCGGCAGUCACGUGCCUCCUGGUGGCUCCCCAGUCGGAGUCGGAGUUGCUGCUGACCGGCUCCGAGGAUGCCACUGUGCUCGUGUGGCACGUAGGGUUCCGCGAGCGACGGGCGCACAUUAACAACGCCCACACGGCUCCCAUUACGGGCGUGGCAGCUGGCGUCAAUAACACGCUCAUCAUAAGCAGCAGCGAGGAUGCAACCAUCGCCAUCACGGACCUGGCCAGCGGCAAACUGAGACAUCGUAUCACCCAUCACCGCGGGCCGGUGAGUGGAAUCCUGGUAGCCGGGGCCUGCGAUGUCCUGAUCUCGGGCAGUCACGACAGGACCAUUUGCGUGUGGGACCUGGAGAACUUCUCCCUGCUGAAUACCAUGCAGAUGACGAGUCCCGUGCUCCGCAUUGACAUUUCCUGGAAUUCGGUUUUCCUUUUAGCUUUGUGUGAGGAUAAUGCGCUUUAUGUUCGAACUCUGGCCACCGGCAAGGAGUUGCAUACUCUGAAGGGACACAAGUCGAAGAUUCGAACCAUCUCAAUCGGAAAGGACAGUCAGCGGUGUGUGGUAGGCUGCGAUGAUACACGGGCGUUGAUCUAUGACAUGCAUGCCGGAAAAUUGGUAAGAUCCAUGCCCCCAAAUCCCGGUCCAGUGACCGCAGUGCAUGCGAUGGACAACGACGACUUCCUGGUCACCGUCGGUGGCAACAAGAUCACCUUCUACUCGUUCCGCAACGAGGAGCUCUACGUGAAUCCCUACUCGCGUCAUCCGCGCCGCAAACGCAGCCUGAAGCGGCAUGCGCAGGCUCAGCGAUCGCCAUCGACCACAUUGCCCCCGAUCACCUGCUUCGAUUUGUCCCGCGACUCCCAGCAAAUGGCCAUCGCCUCCGGGCGGAGUGUCCACCUGAUGAGGAUCAAUACGCCGGAGUACCAGUGCACUCUGGAUGGACAUGCCGCGGGUGUGUCCUGCCUAAAGUUUGCGCCGAAUGGCGAGUUCCUGGCCACUGGAUCCGAGGAUCGAUUGGUGCUCAUUUGGAACCUGGCUCAGGGUGAGAUCAGUCAUUCGUUUAAGGGACAUGCUGCACCAGUGGUCAAGGUGGUGGUCCUGAUGGACUCCUUACGGGUAAUCUCCACGGAUCGGGAUUCCCUGCUUCUUGUUUGGAUGGCCCACUCGGGCAAUCUACUGCAGACCAUUCAAGGUCCCUACAAAAGUCUGGCCGUGACCAACAACAUGCGCUUUGCCGCCUCCACCAAUGGGGAUAACACCCUCAAGAUCUGGUCCCUCACGCAGGAGGACGAGAAGUACUCCGUUUCGCACUCGGAUGAGAUCACCUGCUUCGAGAUUAGUGCAGAUAGUGCCCACAUCAUCAGCGGAUCGCGGGACAUGUCCUUGAAGGUGUGGCAGGCGACGGGCGGUAAGCUCAGCCAGGUGCUGGUGGGGCACAGCGAUGCCGUCACCUGCGUGGCCGUUUCGGUGAGCAACAAGACCCAGGUGCUGUCCGGCUCCAAGGACAUGAAUCUCAUCCUCUGGGACCUGCUCACCGGCGAGGAGGUGCACACUUUGGCAGGACAUCUGGGUCCUGUCAUUGGAGUUAAAGUUUCGGCAGAUGGUUCCACUGCAGUUUCCGGAAGCGAUGACAAGACACUCAUCGUUUGGGAGACCAAGCGUGGAUUAGCUCUUACCUCGCUCCAAAUGCAUGUGGCGUUCACCAACUUCGACAUCAGUCUGGAGGUAUCCCGAGUCCUGGUCCAAUUGGUGGAUAGCUACAAUAUGCCCGUGAUCUGUUUGCACAACACCCCGGCGCAGUACGUCAAGCUGCCCACGUAUUCGGGUCCCAGCAAGGAUGUAGAGGAUCUGCGACCGCAGGGUCCCAAGCGGCAGAUGAAGCGGCUGCUGAAGAAGGAGGUCUCCUUGGACACGUACACCUGGCAGAAGAAGUACGGCCACCUGACCUCCUCCGUGAUGAUGGCCCAGGUGGAUGAGCGACUGAAGCGCCGCUUCAGUGUGUCGGCCAGCAUGGAGGAGAUCUCGAAGAUUGCCGAGACCAAGACCGGAGCCUCCCAGGCGAAUCUGGGGCCGGAGCAGGCGGCUCUGGCCCAAUCGCAGCACUUUGACCAACUGGAGGCGCUGUGGAACAAGCGAUCGCCGCCCAGAAGGCGUCACAAUGCGGGUCUCUCGAGGCAAACAUCGCUGGUGGAGGACCGGCUCGAAUCGUCGGAUGACGACGAGUACCAGGACGAGCGCGCAGGUAUGUUGUCCGCCUCCUACGAUAACAUCCACCUCCUUGCACGUUUGCCCGGCCUCCGAUCCCUGCACGAUGCAUGGAAGACCAGCAGCCUGCGGGCGCCACGUCGCUCCGGCCGCACCAAGUUCUAUGUGAGCACACCACCACCACAGAACUCGCAGGACAGCAGCAGCCUGCGGCUGGACACCCACGACCUCGGACAGAGUACGGAUGGGGGUGUGGUGGCUCCUGACCUGGUCAGGGAUCUCCUCGUAGCGCCAGGUCCCGCCGCUUCCGAAUCCCCGCAACGGAUAUCCCUGCGGGAGUUGCUCCACUGGCCCAGUCUUAAGUCUCGCCUUUGGCGUCGCCAGCGGAACUGCCAUUCCCUGCAGCCGAACAUCCGGCUGAAUCCGCCCGACCCACUUCGACCCCAUCCACGACCACGACCCAUGCCCAUCAUUGUGGUGGAGAACUACGAUGUCCGCCGUGUGCAGCAGCUGCGCACGGAUCUGAUCCUGCAUCCGCAGUCGAGUCGGGCAUCGGUGGGCCACAUCGAGGUGGCCGGCAGCGAGCAGAUUCUGGCCAAAAAGGCCUCCUACUGGCAGCGCCGCUGGCAACUCCUGUGCCACAAGGCCACCGGCCAACGGUCCGAGUCCAGUCGGGGUCACCCUCUCCGGGAUUCCGGCAAUUCCCAUUCGAAUAACAGCACCCCCGAUCCCACGGCCAACUGUAAUGACUGUGUGGCCCAAUGACGACAGGCGGGCACUCCACCACCGACCCAACUGAACAGCCACACCACCACCAACACCACCACUCUGCACCACCACACCACCACUUCCGUUCUACAGCACCCCUUUUGCCACCCUCUGUCCGUAGUUUUGGCCAUGCGUAGUUUUUCGCCGUUAGUCAACUUUAACAUAUUUAUUUUAAUAAAUUUCCACAAGGUUUAUUUCGUUUUAUUUUGAUUGCUCGUUCAAUUAUACCCAAUUAUCUAUGAUCAAAUUGUCCGGAAACUGUGUCCAGGUGAGUACACUCUUGAAAACAAAGACUGAACUUUGGUCAAUUAUAGUAAAUGCUAGGCAGUUUAUAAAUACUUUUUUCAUGGGUGCAGCUGAAUUUGUUUAAAAAGUUCUUUAAAACCUUUAAGUUGUUCAAGUAUCACUCCCUAACAAUUAGAAAAAAGCUGUUAAAGUGUUUCCCCAACAGUUUUUCAAGAGCUUAUGACAGUUUUAACAUAGAUUGGUUUGUAAAAAAAUAAAAGGUAUUGGAUUUUUUUAAUAAUUUUUUUAAGUAAUUUAAAUCUAAUUUACUUCAUGUUGGACAUUGAAAUUAAGUUUUAAAUUAAAAUCGAAAUUAACUUAUGUUGGAUAUAAGGUAAAUUCUCUGAGUUAAUUAGAAGAAAUCUAUUCAUCUGCUUAUUAAACUUUAAGAUUCUUGAUGAAAUCUACAUUUAAUUUUGAUACAAAUCUUCCUAGAACUUUUUUGUCAGUUUUUAACCCAUACCAAACUUUAAAGAAACUCGUAAACUCAAAGUUUAAAUGGUGAUUGGGACAUGUACAUGUAAAAACGUUGUAAUGAGUGCGUGGAUGCCAUUUUCCAUUGUUAAUUAUAAUUAGUUUUACCCCAGGUAAUGACAAGGCAACUCAGCGUGUUUUCGACUGUAAUGGCAUUCGAGUAAAUGGCUGCAUCAUGAAUAUUAAGUGCUCAUCCGGCCAGUGGUUGUGCUCAUUUCGCACUGGCCAAUGCAUAAAAUUGCAAUCAAUAAAUUCGCAACGCGAUUAAGUCGAUAAGCAAACAAGAGACCAGCUCAUCGCUGGCCGGUUAAUAAAUUGAGCAAAUUAAAAGCAAUCAAUUCCAGUCGAGCGAAAACGAAUCGAAUCGAAUUGAAUCGAUUCGAAUGGGGUCAGGACUUGUGGGUGGGUUGUUCCCAUGGGUUCCAGUGAGGUAAGCAGAUUGUUCUCCAAGUCCUACGUUAAGUUCAUUCAUCUUCCUCAGGCAUGUUUUGCUUUCAGCCAAAGAAACAAAUACGAAAACCCCGAAAAAAACCAAGACGGAACUUGAGCCUGUGUACCAUAUUCAUAAGUGUACUAUAAAGUGUUAUUCGCUUUCGUUCUCUAAGUAUAUGUUUUCACUUUCGACUCCUCUCGAUUUUAUAACGUUUUACGCUCUCUCGGUGUAUAUAUAUUUAUAUAUCUUCCUGCAUAUUUAAAUACUCGUUCCGUUUAAAGUUGUUGUCCAGUAUGGCCACAAUUCUGCUGCUAACCCAAAAUGAAAAAAAAAAAGAAAAAUGAAAAUGAAGUUCCCAUUUUCCAUUCCAAUUAUCCGAACCACAACUCCGAAUGAACCACCACCACUACCACCAAAAACCAACAGCCACCGCCCACAGUUCGAAAACCAGUUCCCGCAGCUCACUGCUCCCAUAAACAACUGCAACCGGAACAGUAGCCAACGGCAGCGUGAAUAAAUACUAUAAAAUAUAAAAGAAAAACCCUCAACAAUAAAAGAAAACCAUUUAGAUAAGUUUCCCCACUCGAUUGGCAUGUUAUCUCCAGUAUUUUCUAAAUCGAAGCUAGUUCACCGUAUAUAGAGCACUUUGCAAGAACCCACCACAGAACGGCACCCCAAAAUUGACUAACCCAAUCUGGCUAAUUUCGGUUCAAUUUCGUUUCUAGAUGACUUCGACGAUUUCUUUCAGUGGGGAUAGGACGUUAUGACGUUAGGCUAAGAUAUCACAUUGUUAUUACUAGGGCAUAGACACACUUACCUUUCGAAUAUACGGGCAUACCUCAAAUGCAAAUGCUGAAAAUCACUUUUGAGAAUUCUACACAGUUUAUAGAUAACUCGUAAAAUAGAAUAUAUUUAUAACCGCAAAGUAAAACAAAAAAAAACGACCUCUGCACGGCCAGCUGGAUGCAACCAAGUAAGUAUGCAAUACCACCAGGUCGCAAUGACACAUAUCCCUUAGCCGAACCACUAGAGUCAGUUUAUAGAGCUUAACCAUAUCUUGAUUUGGCCAAUGGCCGCAGCGAAAGCCUUUGCUUUGAUGUCUCGUGCAAGUAACGUUUAUUUGGCAAUUGCUAUUAGAGCUGGACGUGAACGAACGUAGAUGCCAGCAAGUAAUUCGGUGUUGGGCAUGUCACUCUAGACCGAUGCCAGUGUAAUCGCAGACAAUCUAAAGAACAUUCCGAAUUUGUUGUCGAUUUACGCAGAUCAUUUCGCUUCAGGAGGAGGAGGAUACCACAAGGGAUAAGACCUAAGGCAGCCUCAAUUAAAUGGAGUACUUAUCCACAAUGGCAAUGGCACUGGCAAGCAAUAAGUGGGCAGACGAGCGUAACAAAUAACCCAUCUCCCAUUUCUCUGUGUAGAUGUAAACCAAUAACAUAACAUAGUUAAAUCUGAUAAACCACCGUCUCAGACUUUGUAGGAAUUAUAGGAUUAAGUGAGCCAAUUUAGACAUUUUAUUGUUGUAGAGUGUUUUAUGUACCUACCAAACCCGAGCUAAAUGCUGAUUGUAUUGACGCAAUAACGCAAUAACUUAGAAUCUGUUCAAAUGAGAUAUGCAAAUACAAGCUCUCUGAAGGGGUAAAAAGCGUAACUAUGCUUAAAAACACAAGUGAAAACAAGAAAACAAAACAAAACAAAACCACACUGACACAAGCACAAAGACAACACAUUGAUGAAUAAAUAUGAAAAUAAGCAAAUGUAUAUAUAUUAAGCUCCCAUGUUCGCAGUAGAAUUAGUAUUACCUCGACCUCAAUUCAAAACGCACUUUUUUCGGGUCACGGGCUUGCACUUCCCUCGGAUAUAACUUCAAUAACUUCCUGACAAUCAGAGGUUCUAGCCUGGAACGAAAAAACUAAUAAACAACCACAAAGCAAAUCUAAACUGAGAACGACAAAUGGAUAUUUCUACACUGGAUAUUUCUAUGCAUGCCACAAGUGAAACUUCGUUACAAAUAAGCAAUUAACGUCUAUGUAGUUUAGUGUAGUGUCCACCUUUGUAGCUGAGCCACGAGCAUCUCCCGAGGAACUAUGCAUCUGGAAACGGAUACGGCAACGGAAUCGGUUAGCGAUAUCGAAUAAACACACUGAUAAAUGUACACCCUGUCUAUGUCUAUUAACUCGAAAUUAAACUCAACUUUUCUGGAGAACAGCAAAA